GCGGCUCCGCUGUGGUCCAGCAUCGAGAGAGCCGUGCGGGCUGGUCGCUGCCCGGGCGCCGGGGCUGUCCGGCUUCUAAGAGGGGUGCGGGUGGAGCACAGCAGUAUCCUCAUCUUUCUGGGAAGAGAAGGCUUUCUUUCCACUGUGAAGCAAUGUUAUGGUUGGCUGUAACCAAAUAUUUGGAGGAGAUGAAUCCUUGAUUCCUGGGCUUUAUAUUAGAGAGAGAACAAAACUAAUGUAAUUUCCAACCAAGUCUCAUUGACGCUCCACAAGAUGAUCAAGACCAGGCCUCUCGGAAGUUGGAGGAUGUUUGGGGAAUGAAUCGGGGGAUUUCGGGAAGAGAGGCUGGCAUCAUGACUGAAGGCAGUUGAGUGCUGCACUGGACUGUUGGACAAAGCCGUCUCUCUGCUGCAGCUUAUACAGCUAGUCAAAUAGCCUAAACCCAACUUUUUACUCACUUCUGGAUGACCAAUGCAUUUCUUAAUUGAUGAUGUCGGGACCUAAAUCUACAACUUCCCCCUUGUUCCAGCUCAUAACAAUGUGUACAAUGCAAAGGCCACAAUUCAGGAUCACAAAAACAUUACUUUUAAAACUUUCUAGAUGAUUGUAGUUGCUUUGGUUGUGUUCUACGCUAGUAGAAGCCUUUUUCAAGGUAUACUGCUGACUUUAGGGCAGCACUUCCCCUUUUUAUUGGGAACCUUGGGGGCUAGCAACAUGGGAAACUCCUGCGUAUGUCGAGAGGAUAGCGGAGUAGAAGACAACGUGGAAUCUCAGAACCGGCAAGCAGAGACCAGUAGAGUACCAGUACCUGAAGCAAGAAGCCAUCCAAGGGACCCUGUAAGGCCACCCAGGAGGGGUCGAGGCCCACAUGAACCAAGAAGAAAAAAACAGAAUGUGGACGGGCUAGUGCUUGACACGCUGGCAGUGAUUCGGACGCUGGUAGAUAAUGACCAGGAGCCUCCGUAUUCAAUGAUCACAUUGCAUGAAAUGGCAGAAACAGAUGAAGGAUGGCUGGAAGUUGUCCAAUCUUUAAUUAGAGUUAUUCCAUUAGAAGAUCCACUGGGACCAGCUGUUAUAACAUUACUACUGGAUGAGUGUCCACUGCCAACAAAAGAUGCACUGCAGAAGUUAACUGAAAUACUAAAUUUGAGUGGAGCUGCUGCAUGCCAAGAUGCUUGUCAUCCAGCCAAACAUCGUAACACAACUGCAGUGCUGGGCUGUUUGGCAGAGAAACUAGCAGGUCCUGCAAGCAUAGGCUUACUCAGCCCAGGAAUAUUGGAAUAUUUACUUCAAAGCUUGAAUUUCCAGUCUCACCCAACAGUGAUGCUUUUUGCACUAAUAGCACUGGAGAAGUUUGCACAAACAAGUGAAAAUAAAAUGACCAUUUCUGAAUCCUGCAUUAGUGACCAGCUUGACUUGUUAGAGAAAUGGACAGAUAAUCCAGAUUAUUUAAAACGCCAAGUUGGAUUCUGUGCCCAGUGGAGUUUAGACAAUCUAUUUUUAAAAGAAGGCAGAGAGUUUACAUAUGAGAAGGUUGACUUGACCAAUAUUAGAGCCAUGCUGAAUAGUAAUGAUGUCAGUGAAUACCUUAAGAUCUCACCACAUGGACUGGAGGCUCGAUGUGAUGCCUCAUCUUUUGAAAGUGUGCGAUGUACGUUCUGUGUUGAUUCUGGAAUUUGGUACUAUGAAGUCAAAGUAAUCACUUCAGGAGUGAUGCAGAUAGGAUGGGCCACCAAAGAUAGCAAAUUUCUCAAUCAUGAAGGUUACGGUAUUGGGGACGACGAGUACUCCUGCGCAUAUGACGGCUGCCGGCAGCUGAUUUGGUAUAAUGCCAGAAGUAAACCGCAUUCCCACCCGUGUUGGAAAGAAGGAGACACAAUUGGAUUUCUACUAGAUUUACAAGAAAAGCAAAUGAUCUUCUAUUUAAAUGGAAACCAGCUUCCGGCUGAAAAACAAGUGUUCUCAUCUGCUAUAUCUGGCUUUUUUGCUGCAGCAAGUUUUAUGUCCUAUCAACAGUGUGAGUUCAAUUUUGGAGCAAAACCUUUCAAGUAUCCACCAUCAGCCAGAUUUAGCACCUUUAAUGAUUAUGCCUUCUUGACAAUGGAAGAGAAAAUAAUUUUACCAAGACAUAGACGUCUGGCCUUGUUGAAGCAAGUGAGCAUCCGAGAGAACUGCUGCACGCUUUGCUGUGAUGAGAUAGCAGACACAGAACUCAGGCCAUGUGGACACAGUGACCUGUGCAUGGAGUGUGCCUUGCAACUGGAAACCUGCCCUUUGUGUCGACAGGAAAUACAGACUAGAGUCCGACAGAUCUCCCACAUUUCAUGACACGUGGAGAAAUAUAAUGGACUUAUUUCUAAGCAUUUCCAGCCAAUACUGAAAGGGGAAAGCAUCUCUAACACAUCUAUAUGCUCAUCGACACAAUAGCCAUGGCCAGAUUUCAUGCUAAACUGUAAUCUGUUUCUUAGAAAUGAAAUCCUUAAUAAGAUAAUCCAAAUUGCCAGCACUGGGGAAAUGGUUUUAACCUGGUAAUGAAACCUGGUAGUUCAACAUUUCAUGGCUGUUGAUUACCUGCAAGCAAGACUGCAGGAGAAUGUGUUUCUUUCUCCUUUUAUAUCCCCCACCCCCCAAUAUCACCUGUCACAAGUGCUGAAAAAAAAUUUUGCACUGGAAAUACACACAUGAAGUACACAAAAUCUCCAAAAACAGGGAUGUUCUGUCUCAUACUUGACAGUCUUUAUUUUUGGCAGAAGUCAUUAAUAAAAAAUAUGCCAAUAUCUCUUGUUUAAUGUAGCUGCCUGCUGGUCAGAGAUUCUGUAUUUCUAGACUGUGGCUGUUAAACUGCUGAAAGACUUGAUCUGUACACAAACAGGCUGAUUUGAAAAGAAGGUGCAGAGACUAGAAAAACUCAAGGUUUUGAUAACUCAUUGAUUCCAAAGAACAUUCUGAUUUUCUUUUCCUUUUUUUUUUUAAAUGCAGAAGAUUGAUGGUAUUUUCACUUCAUGGUGUUUCUUAGAACUUCGAUUUCAGUACCCAUACUUUGUUAAAAGAAAAAAAAUUCAGAAGGACUUCUUCUGCUAAUUGUAAUGCUGGACUGGAAGGAGUUUGAUAUUCUGGGUAUUUUUAAGGUACCAUCAAUCAUCAUUUUUUAAUCAGUAUUGUUUUUGCAAGUUAUGUACAUUUUGAAAAUAUUGAGCUAUAUUCUCAAAAGAUUGGGAAAGAAUUCUGGGCAAAUGUAUUAAUAUUGUUUUAAAAAAAUACAUGUUAUUUGAAUAGCAAAUUCA
Messenger RNA from Alligator sinensis (Chinese alligator), 3284 nucleotides. It is a transcript of the gene RSPRY1, whose product is annotated as ring finger and SPRY domain containing 1. The record is from RefSeq and is a predicted model, not a curated record. Lineage: Eukaryota; Metazoa; Chordata; Crocodylia; Alligatoridae. Bases 601 to 2328 code for a protein of 575 amino acids. The transcript is spliced from 17 exons. Gene Ontology annotation, cellular component: cytoplasm. Gene Ontology annotation, molecular function: protein binding; ubiquitin-protein transferase activity.